AUGCCCAAGUUUCGCAAACGUGCCGUAAUUAGAAGCCACGGGUUAAAAACUAGUAGUUUAUAUAAAGGCUAUGAGAAUAAUAGUCUUGAAGCUGCAGAUGAAGAUGUGCUAAAAUAUGAAUACGAAAAAGUCAAAACUACUGAAUUAUAUAAAAAAAGGAAAAGUCAAGUCAUUAUUGAUAAUUUGUACAAAAGAAAAAAUGUCUGUUUCAGAAUUGAUGAGAGUUUGAAUAUUCCUGAGGAAAAUAAACUAAUUCACAAAUAUAAACUCAUCAAAUUAAUUCCUAAUCCUAUAGAAGAUGGUGGUGAUGAUAAUAAAUUAGCAAAUUUGGAAAUAGAAUUAAAAAGGUGUAAAAAAGAAAUUUCAGAUAAAGAAGAAAUUUUAGAUAAAGAAGAAAUUUUAAAAGUAUUGGACGAAAUUUUAAAAGAAAUUGAAAAAGAAAGAGAAGAAUAUUUUAAGAUAAGUCAGGUGUCGACCUUUAGGGCAAUAGCAUUGCCAUUACUUGAUGAUGCAUUAUACAAUAUUGUUACUUGGACGAUUCCAUUAAUAGUUGCUUAUGUCUAUGAUGAUCUCUUAAAGGAUUUUGUUGGACAUUUAAAAAUUUAA
Molecule: messenger RNA, 606 nt
Organism: Racocetra fulgida
Lineage: Eukaryota; Fungi; Glomeromycota; Glomeromycetes; Diversisporales; Gigasporaceae
Source: the annotation of a GenBank genome assembly